Papilio machaon (common yellow swallowtail) is the source of this 1110-nucleotide messenger RNA. RefSeq lists its product as uncharacterized. The transcript is spliced from 2 exons. Bases 139 to 579 code for a protein of 146 amino acids. The record is from RefSeq and is a predicted model, not a curated record. NCBI's taxonomy places the organism in Eukaryota, Metazoa, Arthropoda, Insecta, Lepidoptera, Papilionidae.
GACGACUGGCAUGCACUAUAAAUCAGUGCUACCUUAAAUUCCUGGGCAAAGGAGGGAAGUAUUACGAGACUCCACAGACCUCCACGUCAGCACAACCAACCGACAUGCCCACUCCACAAGAACAGGAGCAAAACACCGAUGACAAAGUCGCCGACGAUGCGUCGAACAACAGUUCUGCAGCAGAGCAAAACAAAGGGGAUCAAACAUCACAAGAUCCCCUGGAAAGCAUACCAGGCACGUCAGGCUUGCAACAAGUGUCCUCCCCUGCGGCUGGGGAGUCUCUCGGUACUCUAUCGGGAGCCUCCCUCUCCGACGGGGAUGAUGCUGAAGCAAUGCUGGCGAGCCUCUAUCUCGACGAAGAAGGCAAAGACAUCAAGGAACGUCAAAAUGCCGUCCCCUUCGUCGAGUAACCACACACAAUUCCUUCAAAUCAACCUCCACCACAGCGAGACUGCCACGGCUCAACUACGAAAGUGGCUGGAGGCACACACCAACACCGUCGCCCUAAUACAAGAGCCGUGGGUUAGGGCGGACAAAGUUCUAGGACUUUCUAAAUUAUCAGAGACAACUGUGCCAUAAAGGUUACAGACACGCAGGGAAGCGAAUUUGUAGUCGCCUCCACCUACAUGCCGGAGGCCGACGAACCACCGCCGGCCAAUCUCGUCAGACUGGUCAACUACUGCGAAUCAGCCGGCCUGGAAAUGAUCAUCGGCACCGAUGCAAAUGCCCAUCAUCAGCUGUGGGGCAUGGACAAAAACAACGAAAGAGGUAAAAAUCUAGUUGAUUUCUUAUUCACCACCAACCUAAACAUUCUUAAUAUAGGUAAUGAACCAACCUUUGUGACGAGGAGGUGCAGGACUAUCAUUGACCUCACUUUAGCAUCAGACCAUAUUGCGUCUAAAAUUGAAGCAUGGCAUGUCUCAAAAGAGGCGUCAUGCUCAGACCACAGGUGGAUACGUUUCACUCUCUGCGUUAACAUUACAACCACCAUGCAACCUAAAAGGAACCCUAGGAAGACAAACAAAAGUUUGUACAUUAAAUCCCUAGCGGAAAAAUUAAAAAAGUUAGACUCAACCACACCUCUCAAGGGGUCAGAACAAGAGUACAUAG